Messenger RNA from Synchytrium microbalum, 2007 nucleotides. RefSeq lists its product as uncharacterized. Lineage: Eukaryota; Fungi; Chytridiomycota; Chytridiomycetes; Synchytriales; Synchytriaceae. The transcript has 5 exons. The coding region runs from base 1 to 2007 and encodes 668 amino acids. The record is from RefSeq and is a predicted model, not a curated record. Gene Ontology annotation, molecular function: mRNA binding.
AUGUCCUCAGUCAACGGUGACCUGAUAUUAUCACCGGCAUCAAACCCACAGCUGUCUUCGUCAAGUUAUGAAGAUCAGUUUGACGCUACAUCUCUUUAUGGCCAGACGCAAUUACCGUCACCAGCAUCUGGUCCAAUACCCAAUCAUCAAUAUCAGUCAGGUUACAACCAAUAUUACGCCUCUCAAAGCAGUAUCUCCCCUACACCAAUGGUACUGCCCUCCCAAAUGCUAUCUACAUCGCUACCUACAAACUCAUUACACCAUAUACAAACAUCGCAAAUGGGUCACAAUGCCAACAUGAUGAAUUCUCCACAGGAAGAGAUUACAACUAUAUUUGUAGUAGGUUUUCCUGAUGAUAUGCUAGAACGAGAGUUCCAGAAUAUGUUUACAUUCUGUCCCGGGUUUGAGGCGGCUACUCUUAAAAUUCCACCACCAGCUUUAUCGUCAAAUGCCGACAACGCUGUGUCGCCAACUUCGAUUGACGAGAGUGGAAGGAAUGGGAGGGGAUCUAAUGGAGUAACGAUUGGGUUUGCUAAAUUCUCGUCGCGAUUGGAAUCGUUAGAAGCAUUAAGGGUAUUGAAUGGUCGAAAAGUAGAUGCAGAAAAGAAUUCCAUCCUAAAGGCAGAAAUGGCCAAAAAGAAUCUGCAUACGAAGAGAGGACUGUCUAAUGAUAAUCUAAUGAUGAUGAUGACCGGCGCCUCAUACAACAGUAUGGGUCGAAGAUCUACUGUCGCCAACAUCUCAAGCAAGGAACUAUAUGUUGAUACCGAUUACCAAUACGCUCCGCCAAUUCCGCGAGAUAUCUUAUCUCAAGUAGACUAUCUCGAUAUUUAUCCAGGUGAAUCGUCAAGGCUGACUCGAUCCGCAUCGUCACCUGCACCCUACAACAAGGACGCUGGAAGUGAUUCAUACAGCGGAUUCAUGGACGGAGCCACGUCAUAUGGCAGUGAGAUGAGUGGUAUGGAUUCCGCGACCUCGUCUCGUCCAACAUCCAUUACAGCUCCUUCGAGUGGAAUACGCACUCCGCCAUCGCUAAUGGAACGAUCUUCAUAUGAACGAGGAUAUAGUGAAAUGAUUGACCCAGUAAUGAUGAAUACGCUACUGUCACGCAGUAAUGGAUCGUCGUCUCAGGCGUCGCCUACAUCUGGAGGUCCAUCUACGAAUGGAAACACUCACAACACUGAACGUCGAUUUAGUACAACAACACCGGCUGAAGCAUUCGCCAAUGGAAGUAGCACCAACGGCAACAAUAAUACUGCAUCUAGUAGUAAUAAUGGAAGUAGUCAACGUGGGUUUAAUUCAGCCUUGUAUCAAUCGGAAUCUCUAUUAUCGGAACGUAUGGCCAAUAUGAAUGGAAAUGGUUCUUCUAAUUCCACUAGUCAGGCUGGUAGUGGAGCAUCAUCGUCGCCAUCUGGUAAUGGUCAAGCGAAUGGAUUUGCUUCGUAUGGAAAUACGUCGCUGCCACGAUCUGCAUCUCUGUCUGAUAAUGCAUCUCGUAACUCUGAUCCGCGAGUGACGGAUUAUCCGCCGUGCAACACCCUUUAUGUGGGCAAUCUGCCGAUGAAUACUUCCGAAGAAGAGUUGAGGGCUCUAUUUUCUAAAUGUGCUGCAUCUCCAUACCCACAAUGCUUUGUCGAGUUUGAAGAUGUAGCAUGUGCCAAUCUAGCACUCCGAGAACUAUACGGCAACCCACUAUCAAACUCGACCAAGGGUGGUAUCCGCCUAUCAUACUCGAAAAACCCUCUAGGCAAACGAUCUACUUCAGAUGGCCCCUCAUCCACGUCGCCUGUAAACGGUAGUAGCAUGUCAGCCAUUAUGAAUGGAAUGGCUAAUAUGAAUAUGAUGAAUGCAGUCAAUGCCGUCAUGUCUAAUGGCUUCCCAAACGUACAGGCAGUCAACGGAUACCCGAUUACACUGUCUAUGCCACGUAAUGGUUGGAAUGCUGCGUCGCCUGGAGGGUCGCUGAAUGUCAUGAGCCCGCCGUUUGUACCAGCAGGUGAAAUGUAA